AAGAAGACGGAGGAACCAACAACACAGAAGAAGAAGCAGGAGAAGAUUCUGAUUCUCAGCGCUGAGCAGUGUUUACGAGCGCAAUUUAUUUAUGACUCUUACUUUGAACAGGGUGUUGUAACUAUCGAACGAGGUUCACACCAUGGAAGAAGACAUAUUAACGACGUUAAAAAUAUUGAUAAUAGGGGAGAGCGGCGUUGGGAAGUCCAGCCUUUUAAUAAGAUUUACAGAUGACACGUUUGACCCUGAACAAUCUGCAACAAUAGGAGUUGACUUUAAAGUGAAGACCAUUGCUGUGGAUGGUAACAAGGCAAAGCUGGCAAUAUGGGACACUGCAGGACAGGAGCGUUUCCGAACGCUGACGCCGAGUUACUACCGUGGUGCUCAGGGAGUUAUUCUGGUGUAUGACGUUACUCGAAGAGAAACCUUUACUAAGCUCAAUAACUGGCUUGGGGAGCUGGAGGCGUACUGUACAAAAAAUGACUUGGUGAAAAUGCUUGUAGGAAAUAAAAUCGAUAAGGAAAACCAUGAGCUAGACAGAGCUGAAGGACUGAAGUUUGCAAGAAAACAUUCCAUGCUUUUUAUAGAAGCCAGUGCUAAGACCAAAGACGGUGUUCAGUGCGCCUUUGAGGAGCUUGUUGAGAAGAUCAUCCAGACUCCAGGCUUAUGGCAAAAUGAGAGCCAUGGCCGAGGAGUCCAGCUCACCGAUGAAGAUGCAGGAAGUGGAACGUGUGGUGGCUACUGCUCUUUGACCUAGAAAGACACUUUUGCAUACAACAACAAAUUUGCACACAUUCAAAAAGUACCAUACCGAACAAAUUCUGGUAUUCACACACUGUAACGCAAGCAUAUAAACAUACAGCUCCCGCUUCCACAGUUCACUAUUCUGAGGAGCGGUCUUCCUAGAUUUGAUGACAGUAAGCUGGAAGCGUUGAACACAUACUCUUUUCACAUAGACACUCCGUUUUGCACCUUUUCUAUUUAAAGCUCUGCACAUAAAUGCAAUUGCAGCUCAGCCUUUCUGUUCAUACAUGUGAGAGUUUUCAGUCAAAGCUUUUCAGUGUCAGUAUGCUCUGAGAUUUUAUUGCAGUGUGUCAGUUUCUGUCAUAUGCAUGAGCAAUGGCUGGUCAGACAUGUGUCAGUGUGAAGCACAGAACAGGUUUUGUCUUUUCUCUGGCAUACUCUCUGUGCUUUGGCGCACCUCGCCUUAGCAAGCACAUCCACAGUAUAUCAAUGCAGGACUGUCUUUCUUUUCUAUACUCUGUCCUGCGUGUGAUUUUGCCUCCCUUGGCACAGCCUCUGAACAUUCUGCUGAAGAAGAUUAUCAAACCAGGGUAUUCUGCAUUCCUAUCGCACCGUUUUAGUCAAAGGCAUGUAUAAUGUCAAGGUUUAUAUACAGCUGCCUAAUUUCCACAGAAAUGAAUUGGUACCAAUGUUAUACUGCUUUUACUGACAUGGCCUUGAAUCCAUUCAUAUCUUUUUGAAAAAUGUAUAAAUCAACGAGGAAGCCAUUAAUGAGUUUGUAGAAAGCUUUUAAUUGUAUGCAUUUCUCUUACAGUGUAUGUACCGUAGUUUUCAUGUGACAUGAUGGGAUCAGGGACAUUUCGAGAAAAUCUUUCUCCAUUUGAACUUGUUCAACAAAUGGUCAAAAUGAACAUAGAUUAAUAGCAUAGUUGCAUCACACAGAGGAUUUUUAAAUCUGUUUUAACUGCAUGUAUUGAAUUAUGUGCCAUCUUUAUCUGUUUUUCUGUGACAGACCUUAAAUCAAUUUAAAACAACUUUUUAAUAUUAAUAACAUUUAAAUAUUUAGGCAAAAAAGAAAAGACACAGUUGCUGUCUAAAUAUAGAUUAUAACAGAAUGUGGUGGGAUUUAACUCAUCAUCCUGUUACAGAUUCCAUUUUUUGUUUAAAACACGUAACAGAACAUGCUUCAAUUGUAAUUUGGUAGUAUUAUUUCUUCAAAUUAUUAAAUUGAAUGUAUACAAAAAUCACUACAAACUGUCCAAUGUGUUAAACAAAUAAAAUUAUUUUUAAAGGAA
This is a messenger RNA of Betta splendens (Siamese fighting fish), 2039 nucleotides long. RefSeq names its product RAB18A, member RAS oncogene family (gene rab18a). The record is from RefSeq and is a predicted model, not a curated record. The coding region runs from base 143 to 757 and encodes 204 amino acids. The transcript is spliced from 7 exons. Gene Ontology annotation, molecular function: GTPase activity; GTP binding. NCBI's taxonomy places the organism in Eukaryota, Metazoa, Chordata, Actinopteri, Anabantiformes, Osphronemidae.